Messenger RNA from Neltuma alba, 1532 nucleotides. RefSeq names its product auxin-responsive protein IAA27. Lineage: Eukaryota; Viridiplantae; Streptophyta; Magnoliopsida; Fabales; Fabaceae. Gene Ontology annotation, cellular component: nucleus. The transcript is spliced from 5 exons. Gene Ontology annotation, biological process: regulation of DNA-templated transcription. The record is from RefSeq and is a predicted model, not a curated record. The coding region runs from base 167 to 1255 and encodes 362 amino acids.
CAAAAACCACAGUUUGAGGCUUCGGACACACACACCCGCCAUAGCCUCUUCUUUGUGACUUGUUUUCUGUACUUUCGUUCUUCCAGCUUACACCUAUAAGCAGACACUCCUGUUUGCUUCAUCAUAUUUCUCAUAUCACUUCACUUCAUUUCUUGGUGUCAUUUUGAUGUCUAAACCAUUAGAACAUGAUUACAUAGGCUUAGCAGCAUCAGAGAAUCCGUCCAUGGAGAAACACUCUGAGAAAAUAUCUUCUCCUUCUUCUGCUGCUUCGUCUACUCUUUCUUCUGAGAAGGAAAAUAGCUCUUCUCUUAAUUUCAAAGAGACAGAGCUCAGGCUUGGGCCUCCUGGUAGUGACUCUCCUCCUCCUCCUCUUGAGAGGAAAUCAGGAACUGGGAUUUCUCUUUUCGGGAAGGAUUUGCAGAGUAAUCAUAAUAAUACUGAUAGUAAUGCUAACAAUGCGUUCUGUUCUUCUUCCCCUUUGAAGAACAACGUGGCUGGAGCUAAGAGGGGUUUUUCUGACACCAUUGAUGGGAUUGAGUCUUCUGGGAAAUGGAGUUUUCCUGUAAGUGACAAAAUUGGGUCUGAAGCUGAUUUGGGAAAAGGAGCUUCUUUGUUCUCUCCCAGAGGAGGGAAUGCUGUGAAGCCUCCUCCCGUUGCUGCAGAAGCUUCUGCAAAUUCUGAACAAAAAAACAUUAAAGAUGGUGGAAAAGCUCAAGAGAAGAAGAAACCUCAGGUUACUGUUGCUGCUUCAAAUGAACAUGGAAGUGCUCCUCCUGCUGCUAAGGCACAGGUUGUGGGAUGGCCACCAAUUCGAUCUUUUCGAAAGAACAGCAUGGCCUCUACUUCAACAAAGAACAAUGAUGAAGGUGAGGGUAAAGCAGGAUAUGGCUGUCUCUAUGUGAAGGUCAGCAUGGAUGGUGCCCCUUAUCUCAGAAAGGUUGAUCUCAAAACCUUCAGCAACUAUGUGGAACUUUCUUCAGCUCUUGAGAAGAUGUUCAGCUGCUUUACCAUUGGUCAGUGCAGCUCUGGAGGACUUGCUGUGAAAGAAGGCCUAAGUGAGAGCUCUUUGAGGGAUCUUCUUCAUGGUUCUGAGUAUGUUCUUACUUAUGAAGAUAAAGAUGGAGAUUGGAUGCUUGUUGGUGAUGUUCCCUGGGAGAUGUUCACUGACUCGUGUAGGAGAUUAAGGAUCAUGAAAGGUUCUGAGGCAACGGGGCUCGCUCCAAGGGUGGUGGAAAAAUCCAGGGGCCAAAACUAGCUUGGCUGCAAAAGAAACCAGUUAAACCAGAAGAGGGAGGGACAACCAUUGAAGCAUUUGAAAAGAUUAAAGAUUUUAUCACAUCAUAUGUAUGUAAUCUCAGUGUUUCAUUUUUGUUUUUCAUGCAUUGAUAGACUGACAAGUUUUCUGUCUGUAGAAUUUAACUGGAGAAAUCCAGACCAUAUAUUUACAUAUAUACACUACAUACACACAUGGUUUUGCUGCUGUAUCUUUGGAUUUCUGUUGCCGUAUACAAGAUUUUCCUGUUGUGUCUUUA